AUGUCCAAUUCGAUGGAGUCCCAGUCACAUACCAACCUCGGUUCUGAGGAGCCCUGCGCCGCCGAAAACACGGCUUCUGGCGAUGCGAAUGACGAUCAAGCUCCAUCGACAACAUUACCAACGUCGACGAAACGCAGUCUCUCGGCGCAAGCAAGCAUGGAUCAAGCAACUCCUCGGGAGACGCGAUCUAUCAAUGAACGCAAUCAGAGCUCCUGGGCCCAGGCUAAGGAAGAUUACAUGAAGGCGGCAAGGGGAAUGGCAAGAGCAGAAUCUGAACAGCGAUUCGACGAUGCCGCCACUUUCGCCACCGAUUGUUGGGCAGCUCGCAAAAGCUACUCUGAGCUACAUCGAUUCUCCGCAGGUGAGAAACUGGACAUGAUACUACAUCAUACAGAGAUCCUUCUUCAGUGUUCUGGGUUGGACAAAGUCCACAUCGCCAUUGGACUGGAUGAAGUCGAACAUGACGCGCGUUACCUUGAUGCCUCUAAAUGGGGUCAGCUUUGCGUCAAUGUUGGGUUGCUGUACCUGAGAUGGUCUGCGCAACAAAACCUGAGCAAAGCAAAGCACUACUUGGAGCUUGGCCUGGCAUCCUCAAUCCGAUCCAAGCCAUCAAACCAUGAGACGCUCCUCGCCAUCUGUCAGGCUUUGCUUGAUGUUUACGACCUGAAUGAAGACAAUGGGAAUGUACAAAAUCUGAUCACAACAAUCCGCCGAGAUAUCUCUCCCGAAAUGGUGAAUCAGAUCAGCAUUGGAGAAAUCGCCGCCGUUAACAAGUGGUGUGAGGAUCAGGGUUUCAGCAUCUGCCAAUGGUAUCAGCCAAGUUCGCCGGCCGAUGCUCCGACACAGGACCCCAGUAUUGCUCACUACCACUCCCGAGACCCCAAGAAAGGCAUCUCCCCCCUGGAACUGGCUCUCAGAGAUGCACACUACGACAGAUUCCGUGCCAUGCUGCGCUUCGAACAGACUACCCUGCCGCGAGCAACGAUGUCAUCUAUUGCAUCCAACCUUCUUCUUCUGGCCGCUGACACCAGACAUACACUCUUUGCACAAUCUCUGAUUGAUAGCGGCGCCAAGGUGAAUCAUGUCGACGAACAUUGCCGUUCAGCAUUACAUCGAUGCCAACAUUGUCCCAGGUUAGGUAAUGAGGGGGGCACCAAAUUAGCAAGGUUGCUAGUUGAGCGAGACUCUUCCCUGCUUAAUCAGAAAGACGCUCAGGAAAAAACGGCUCUGUUCAUGGCAUGCGAAGCGGGACAUAUUCCCAUGGUACAGCUCCUUCUGGAUCUCGGAGCGGAUCCUGAAAUCGCAGACAUCCAUAGGAAGACUCCUCUGCACGCAGUCUGUGAACAGGGCGACCUUGCAACAAUGCAAGUACUUCUGAACACUGUCCAUGCCUCCAAGAUCAUCAACAAACCUGGGCCUGGUGGGUAUACACCUAUCAUUGUGGCAACCAGAGUGGCAUCAGCAAAUGCUAAGCGGAUCGAAAGCGUAAGAGAAUUGGUGCGGCAUAAUGCCGAUCCUCAUAUCAAGGACAAUAGAGGCAACGAUGCAUUCAUAUAUGCGACUGGCCAUUCAGGAAAGGCAAUCAAACAGAUUCUUAGACGGCCGGGAUUCGAAUCGAAUCGCUCAUCGACCUCCAUGUCAUCCACCUCGCAAGCAGCAGCAAUAAGUGGCAAAGGCGAGCCUGAAAAUUGGACCAUCUUGAGCCACUCCAAGAGCAACGCUUCCGGAAACGGCAAACAGAGAGCUCUGGUCUCAUCCCACGGCAAGAAUUCUGUUUCCAGCAAAUUCUCAGCCGUCUUCUCACACUUGGGCUCAAGUAAACGGAGUACUGUACCGACGGAAUUCAGCGAGGAAACUCCAGCCUAUGCGAGUAACAGUACCGAAACGUUUCUUGUGCGACAGACAAGCGGGCAAAGGGGGAGAAGCGAGAAGCAAGAAACUAUUUUGGAAGUACCUGAAGCUUCACAAGUUCCACUGCAGAGACUAGCUAAUCUAUCCCUCGGUGCACCAUCUCCCGGCGCUUCGACCAGCGGAAACGAAUACUUGUUCGACUCUGAAACGGAUCUCUCGGAACAUGAGCACGAAAGCGCGCAACAAAGCAGUGCUGCUAAUAGCGCCCCUAUCAGGAAUUACCAGCAGGUGCCCGGUGUACGGGGCCUCUACAACGAGGGUCCACCGGGCUAUAUUGGACACCCAGUCUCAUUCGGAGGAGGCGGUGCGGCCGGGUCCGGAUUUGGCAACUUACCAAACUAUGGAGGGGGCAGCGCGGCCGGAUUUUGCAAUCCGUCGAACUUCGGAGGCCAAGGCCAGUCAGCUGGUCGGACAUCACAGCAAAGUUGUAUUGUCGACCAAGCUCCUGUAUUGUCUGAGCCAUCUAGCGAGAAACAAUUUGCUUGUCCUUACAACGAGGCAAUGCCUUUCGCCUACCCAGAAUGCUCCAAAAGAGGAUUCACUCGCCCUCGGGACAUCAAGCAACAUUUACGUCGACAACAUUAUAAACCAUAUUGUUCAAUCUGCCACCAGACUUUCGAAGAUCCUUCUCACCGGGACUCCCAUGUGGAUGAACAUAUGACCUCAGGUCAGCGUGGGAUCAAACACAAUCUGGAAAGUAUGACCGACAUGCAGAAGGAAGCGAUCAGCAGAAACCCUCCUCCUCAGUUGAAUGGAGAUGACCGAGAGCAGUGGUACCACAUGUUUAAGAUUUUGUUCCCAAAUCUUGGUCGACCCCACUCACCGUAUUUGGAGUCCGACCCCCUUCUAAUGCUGGACUACCUAGAGCAGUUUUCUCAAAAUCGAAGAGUGCAGCUCGAUUCGACCUUGCAGCAGAUGAUUAGCAGUGGUGCCAUCCAAGAGCCGACCAUCACCUACGUGGCUCGCCUUGCUAUAGAUCAACUAUUCUUGCACUUUAGGCAAGUUCUGUCGUACGAAACUUCACGACCCUCGGAUUCUAGACAAGCUUCUCUGAGUUCGUAUUUAACAGGGUCUACCAGUCCGCCUCUAGACUUUUUUGCCUCACAACCAGCCCCAGACUUCCAAGUCGCUUUCAAUUGGUCUGGUUUGGGUCAACCCCCCGGGGACAGGCAGCAGGUAAAUGCACCAUUCGGGACACCACAACAAAUCCAUGUGCCCGAUCAAAACACCUGGUAUCCAAGCCUCUCAUAUCCCGGCGGGGCACCUCCAGCGACUCCUCCUGAAUUGGAGAGCCAUGGCUCUAUUAGCAGCGAUUUCCAUCAAGGACGAGACGGUUCUGGUCAUCUACGGUGA
Neoarthrinium moseri is the source of this 3264-nucleotide messenger RNA. RefSeq lists its product as uncharacterized. The transcript has a single exon. Gene Ontology annotation, molecular function: protein binding. Bases 1 to 3264 code for a protein of 1087 amino acids. The record is from RefSeq and is a predicted model, not a curated record. Lineage: Eukaryota; Fungi; Ascomycota; Sordariomycetes; Amphisphaeriales; Apiosporaceae.